GCGGCGUUGCAGCCCGCUGCAGGUGCUUCAAGAAGGAGAGCGGAUACGCGAUAACGGGCCCUGGCGACGCACAGCGACGGUGUUUGGGCGCUUGCUCUUUGGUGCCUCUCCGGUCUAGUGUGUCUAUAGCACGAUAUUUCGCUAGCUCCUGCUUACGCGAGCAACACGGGAUCGGGAGAUAAAGCGCCUACGGAGAUGAUCAGAAUUGCUUAGAAGUGAUCAUGGGAAGAAGAUCAACCCGCAUGCGGCUGCUCUGGCUCCUGGCCGCGGCCCCGGCCAGCGCCUGGCUGAGCCCUCCUUCGCGGCGCCCCCACGCGAGGUUCCAGGCCGUCGUACCGAAGGUCGACCUCGAGAACGUGGAGGAGGCCUUCGCCUAUGCUGCGGAAAUCCGGGAGCACGCCCCGUCGUUGUUCGAACGACUCGAGACCGCGCGGCCCGAAGACGCGCUCGAGAUGUUGACCUAUGCGGAGCAGCUGCAGAAAGCUACCACUUAUCUGCGGCCGUCGGCGCGGCAAGCAGUAAGGUACGCUCUCGAGGUCGCCUUCUUGGCGCAUCGCGGCCAGACGCGGCGCUCCGGGCAGCCGUUCGUCACUCACCCUGUUGCAGUAGCAUCCAUCCUCGCAGAAACGAGGAUGGACCGCGACGCUGUUGUUAGUGGAUUAUUGCACGACACGGUCGAAGACACGGACAUGACCUUUCAAGAAGUGGAGGCGAUGUUCGGGCGCGACGUGCGAGGCAUCGUCGAGGGCGAGACGAAGGUCUCGAAGCUCCCGAAGAUGGCCCGGGAGUUAAAUACGCCGGACUGGGACGCCGAACGGGAGCAGGUCGAGAACAUGCGGAGCAUGUGCGUGGCAGCGUGUGGAAAUCAAACCAGUGCGUCGGGUGCACGCCGUCGAGCAAGCGUCGCGUCGAUGGCGUAACGCGCCGUAAAAGCUUGAUAUCCGCGCAGGUUCGUGGCCAUGGCCGGCGACUGGAGGGUUGUGGUCGUCAAGCUUGCUGAUAGGUUGCACAACAUGCGCACCCUGGAGUUCAUGCCGCCGAAGAAGCGGACGAGGAUCGCGCGCGAGACGCUCGAGAUCUUCGCGCCGUUAGCGCAUCGGUUAGGUAUCUGGACGUACAAGACCGAAUUGGAAGACGCAGCCUUCCGGCAUUUAUACCCUGGCGAGUACCUGGCGCUGGAUACGGCUAUCAAAGGUCGUAGGAAGAGGUGCGAAGCCGCUCUCGAGUCUUGUCGGCAGCAACUCGAGGAGAUGCUGUACGGGGACGAGCUUGUGAGGGGUCGAGCUCGAAGAAUUAGGGUCGAAGGGAGAACAAAAUCAGCGUAUAGUACGUGGAAGAAGAUGAGAAGGCAGCAGUGCGGCUUGGAGCGCGUCGACGACCUCGUGGCGUUGCGCGUCAUUCUGGAGGCCGAUGACACCACAGAGUCGGUAGAAGACGACACGGCUUUAUGUUAUCACGUCCUAGGGAAGGUGCAUGGCCGGUGGACGCCCCUACCUCGCACGCUCAAAGAUUAUAUUAGUUCGCCAAAACCCAAUGGUUAUAGAUCCUUACAUACCACAGUGUUAGUUGGUUCCCAGCCUCUAGAAGUACAAAUAAGGACCGACGACAUGCACCGCGUCGCGGAGCUCGGCGCCGCAGCACAUUGGUCUUAUAAGGACGAGACCGCGUCCCUACCCUGGCUGCAGAUUAUUGGGGAAUGGGAGGCCCAAGUCGAUUCGGCUUCGGUAUUUAUGGAGCUUGUACGUAACGAGCUAUUGGGCAGUAGGGUCUUUGUCUUCGCGCCCCAAGGGAGGAUUCUCAAUCUCGCGAAGGGCGCAACAUUAAAUGAUGCGGUGGCACAUGUCAUCCAGGGCGGCGACUGGGGCAUCGACGUGCAGGGCGGCGCCUUGGUCAAUGAGGUCUCCGAGGCGUCGUCCUACGUCCUGCGGAACGGCGAUAUUAUUUCUUUUGCCGCCCAGGAAGAACUGCCCUUACAGGAGCGGGAGCCCUGGCAGCUUUGUAGCGUCUGUCGGCCGUUGCCGGGUGAUGCCGUGCAUGGGGUGGCGGCCCAGCACUCGACGCGAGGUACCGUACAUAGGGCCAACUGCGACUGCGAAGUUUUGAGGAGGGAACUAGAGCGACCUGGGGCGCGCUUCGUCGACGGCGCGGCCCUAGCGAUGAAUGAUGAUGAUUACGACGCCGUGAGGCAGGCCUUAGGUCCUUCCUCGAAAGUCAAGGACGCUUUUACCGGUGAAGUCCUUGGCUAUGAUUCUUCACUAGUCGUGUUCGGGCGCGACCGCACGCGGAUGCUCUUAGAUGUCUCGCAAGCGGUCUCCAUGGUCAACAUCGUCGACGUGAUGUCGGAGACGCGCGCUCCCGGUGGGCAAGCUGCUUUUCAAUAUACCGUUCAUGUCGACGACCGGGACCACCUGGAUCGAUUAUUUGAGGCUAUCAGAGAAGUACCGGACGUCGUCAGAGUCGUGCGGGGGUCCAUGAGACUACUGAAGAGAAAAGGCACGCACGCUUUCUGGGCCAUGGCGCUGCCGGACUCGGAGGACGACUCGCCUCCUUCCGCGCCGCCCGCGUCGGCGCCGUAUCUAUAAUACUUGUUGUACAUAUAA
Pelagomonas calceolata is the source of this 2600-nucleotide messenger RNA. The record is from the annotation of a GenBank genome assembly. NCBI's taxonomy places the organism in Eukaryota, Pelagophyceae, Pelagomonadales, Pelagomonadaceae.